AUGGCUUCAACCACUGUAAACGUAAACCUCUUAGCGGCAGAUUCGCAGCCAUCUUCGACCAGUGCUGGCGAUGAUGAUGCGGGCAAGAAAAAGAAAACUACCAAGAGGAGGAAAGUCAAUCAUGCCUGCCUGUACUGUCGACGCAGCCAUAUGACUUGUGAUGAAGGACGGCCUUGUCAGCGAUGCAUCAAACGUGAAAUUGGACAUCUAUGCCACGACGAGCGUCGGCCCAAGGUACCUGAAAAACCUGUCGAAACUGCUGGAGUACCAGUCGUAGAUAUACCGAGGACGUAUGCUCCAGUGCCUGUUUAUCAAGGCCAGCCCGCACAGUCGACCUCAACGUGGCCUAUGUCGGUACCGACAUAUAUGUAUACGCCAGAAACCUUCGGCAAUGAGUUUUCGGUUUUAACCGACUUCCUCGAAACGUUGGACGAUGGCUCAUUUUUUUCGCCUCCUGCUACAAUUGCACCUUCGCUCGUAUCUUCUGCUUCGUUCCCUUCGACGACCGCAAACAUCCCAGCCACAAAUCAAGCGGCGACUCCCACGACGACGCUGGCGACUGGUCAACUCCAGGCCGCUAUCUACCCUGGAAUGGUAACAAUCCCUGCGACGGCGGAAGCGACAACUACGACAGCAACUGCAUCCGCCACACAGUCCACCGAAAACAUUUUGCCUGCGGCGACAAAGACGGAAAAAUUCCUCCUUACUGCUGCAGACCAGGAAUCGGGAUCCCGGGACGAGCGGUUAAAUCGGGUCAUCAGAAGCAAAUACGAGGCAGGUCUAUUAAAACCGUAUAACUACGUCAAGGGUUACGCCAGGCUAUCGCGAUGGAUGGACCGAAAAACGGUCAUCGCCGGUCAUUUGCUUACAUCGAAUCUGUGCAGUGUCUCUCAGGAAUCAAAGCAGCAGAUUCUUCAACCGUUGUCCGUCCUUCGUCCUAAAUUUAGGGCUGUCGCACAAUCGCUUCGUGAUCUGGACUUGGUUUUCAUAGAGGAGGCCUUUGAGCGAAUGCUCCUGGACUACGACCGGGUUUUCUCGGCUAUGGGUGUUCCCGCGUGCCUCUGGAGAAGAACGGGCGAGAUUUACAAGGGAAAUAGGGAAUUCACGGAACUCGUGGGCGUUGAUGGAUACAUGAUGCGCGAUGGCCGCUUAUGUAUCUAUGAACUCAUGGCUGAGGAAUCUGCUGUUAAUUACUGGGAGAAAUAUGGCCACGUGGCUUUCGACUCCAGCCAGAAAGCCGUACUGACCUCCUGCGUGUUAAGAUACAAGCCAGUUCUGAAUACUAGCACCACGAGUCCGGUCAUUAGCAAGGCGACUACCUCAGGCACACCGAGCGCUUCUGGAACAUCGGCGUUGGUCAAGAAGGAAGAUGAAGAGCCUCAAGCUAUGGAGGAAGGGUUCAUCAACUGCUGUUUCUCGUUUACCAUCCGCAGGGAUAAGUGGGUAUUUAUUAGAAAAACCAAGACUGCAGCAAGAAUGUCUGUAGGAAUCGUCAAAGGCUCUUUACCUAGCGCUCUCCAGAAACCAGCCCAUUCGUCUCCAUCGCCUCCGCUUGCCGAUAACCCCUUCGUGGACGAUGUCGAGAUAUCACAGGCGUUGCUCAAGGGCACAAUGAUGACAAAAAUCUCCGAUAAGGGCGAAAAGUCCGUGUUGUUUAGGAUUGAUCCUGAUGAAGGUCGGAUAUUGUACAAGUCGAACAAAGGUGGUAUAGUUCCCAUCGAAAGUAUCAAGGAACUACGUCUUGGACCCAACGCACGAUAUUACAGGGAACAGUUCAAGCUCCCCACCGACCUAGAAGAACGAUGGAUCACCAUCAUCUAUAUCCUAGACGGCACAUACAAGACACUCCACAUUGUUGCGGAGACACGGGACGUGUUCCACCAGUGGAGCGUCGCUCUGCAAAAACUAUACGCCGUCCGACAGGGGUUGAUGACAGGCCUGGGGAAUGUGGAUAUUCGUCAGACUGUUUGGGAGAGACAGUACUGGAAAGGUGCUGAUGAGGAGGGAGAUCAAGUACUGGACUUCGAUGACGUCGAGAGGUUGUGUAAGAGGUUGAAUGUAAAUCUGACACCCGAGGCAUUGCGGAAGCUGUUCGAGGAACUGGACACUCAAGGACGCGGGUAUCUUGAUUAUGCCCAAUUCCAACAAUUUGCAAAGAUCUUGAAGAGGCGACCUGAACUGGAGAGCAUAUAUGAGAAGAUAACAACGCGAAGCGGGGGCAAGUUCGAUUUGGCUGCAUUUAUUAAAUUCAUGAAGGAGUUUCAAAAGUCCAAACUAAAUGACGAUCAGUUAAAGGAACUGUUUACUAAAUAUGCUGGCUCAUCAUCAAACUUGCCCAACGAGCCUGCUGAUUUUCUCUCUCUGGACGGCUUCUCAAACUUCCUCGCCUCACCUGAUAACUCUGCGUUCACCGAACAGAAUUUUGGUGUCUGGCAAGACAUGACAGCACCUAUUUCGGACUACUACAUAUCAUCUUCCCAUAACACGUACCUCGUGGGUCAUCAACUAGUUGGCGUCAGCACCAUCGAGGGUUAUAUCAGGGCGUUGCUUCAUAGCUGUAGAAGCGUUGAGUUGGAUAUAUACGAUGGCGACCAUGGCGAGCCUAUGAUUUAUCAUGGAAAGACAUUCACUUCCAAGGUCUCCCUGCGUCAUAUCUGUGAAGCCAUAGCAAAAUACGCGUUUAUAACCUCGCCCUAUCCCAUCCUGAUAUCCGCUGAAGUACACUGUGGCGUCCAACAACAGGACAGGAUUGUGGAUAUCAUGGUUGAGGUAUUCGGCGAUUCUAUCAUUCAGGCUCCUGUAGAGGGUCGUCCGAAACUUGCACAGCUUCCUAGCCCUGAAAGUCUGAAGGGGAAAUUCCUGCUUAAAGCUAAGAACCUGUACGUCGUCGCACAGUUGGCUGCGGCACAAGCCGAACGUCUCGCGAAGAAGGUCGCUGAAGACAAAGAAGCGACAAUUGAAGCAGAAUCCUCCUCCACUUCCUCAGACUCUACGGAUAACGAAGCUGAGGUGCUACUCAAGGAGGGUAUUACCGACAUCAAGAAAACGUGGAAGCGACUCCGCGGGAAGGGUGACCCCUCGAAGGCCUCGGAUGCAAACGACAAAGAGGGAAAGCACAGGAAGAAGAUGUCUUUCCGCCUCGCUUCCCUCCUCGUGUACACGGUAGGCGUCAAGUGCCAUGGUAUCGCUCCGAGCAUCGAGUAUGCGCCUGAGCAUAUAUUCUCUCUCUCUGAAAAUGCGGCGAAUCGGAUGAUGAAGGCCAGCAUGCAGGAUUUAGUAAAGCAUAACCAUACUCACCUUGUGAGGAUAUAUCCAAAGGGGACGAGAGUAAACUCUACGAAUUAUGAACCGCAUAGGUAUUGGGCAGCCGGGUGCCAAGUUGUGGCAAUCAACUGGCAGACGUUUGAUUUAGGAUAUGUUAUCAAUCAGGCCAUGUUCCAGCGUAACGGAAAGUCGGGCUAUGUUUUAAAACCAGAAGCCCUCCGCUGUCCUGAAAAGGACUUGCUAUCGAAGCGCACUCAGCACUUCCUCGAUGUUACCAUCAUAUCUGCGCAGCAGGUCCCCCGGUUGCGUAACUCCAGAGGGGAAGAAAUAAUCGAAAAAUCUAUCGUUGACCCGUUCAUACAGGUGUCGCUUCACAUCCCUGAUUGGUCUCAUUCGCCUUUCCUACCGGACUCGGCUACAACUUCAGGGGCGAAGUACACACCUUCGACAGACGCCACAACAACCAGUGUAUCAUCUGCCAGGACGGUCUCGUUUAAAACGAAGGUGAUUAAGGACAAUGGAUUUAAUCCUGUAUGGCAGGAGGAACUGUGCCUGCCGUUCGAUUGUGUGGGCGGCAUGAAAGAGUUAAUUUUUGUGGAGUUUGCGGUGAGGCAGGAAGGUCAAAAUGAUGACGAUGAGCCCCUCGGUUUAUAUUGUGUGCCACUGGGGUGCUUGGAGCAGGGAUUCCGACAUCUUCCCUUGCACGACGCACAGCUUACGCAACAUUUGUUUUCGACGCUGUUCAUUCAGGUCAAUAUUCGAGACAUUGACUAG
Psilocybe cubensis is the source of this 4038-nucleotide messenger RNA. RefSeq lists its product as uncharacterized. Bases 1 to 4038 code for a protein of 1345 amino acids. Gene Ontology annotation, molecular function: zinc ion binding; DNA-binding transcription factor activity, RNA polymerase II-specific; calcium ion binding. The transcript is spliced from 20 exons. Lineage: Eukaryota; Fungi; Basidiomycota; Agaricomycetes; Agaricales; Agrocybaceae. Gene Ontology annotation, biological process: regulation of DNA-templated transcription; phosphatidylinositol-mediated signaling; lipid metabolic process. The record is from RefSeq and is a predicted model, not a curated record.